This is a messenger RNA of Closterium sp. NIES-67, 4878 nucleotides long. NCBI's taxonomy places the organism in Eukaryota, Viridiplantae, Streptophyta, Zygnematophyceae, Desmidiales, Closteriaceae. The record is from the annotation of a GenBank genome assembly.
UCCCGUUACUGUAGGAGGUAUCACCGUCAUCCCUGUCCAGUAGUACUUGCAGGUUACCUGCACAGGCUGCUUGUACUUACAGGAGGAUGCGGCCGAUUUUAGGACCAAACGCGACGAAAAGGCAUCGACUGCCAUCUCAACGUACCAGACCACUCUUUCUGGAUAGUAUUCAGUGCUGUGUUCGUUAGUACAAGUUAUCGUAAGUCAGCCCCCCGUCCCCCGGGGACGAUGGCCGCGCGUCGCGUCGGCUGUCACUCCCCCGCGUUCAGGUCUGGCAGCGAAUGCGAAACAAAGCUCCGAGCUCAGCACCGUAGGCAAGGACACAAGGACAGUUUGAGCAGCGCGCCAAAGCAGUACGCCGCGCGACCGCCCGCCGGUUGCGCAGCGCACUGUGUACUACUAUGCUGGGCGCCUGCAUACUACGCGGCACAGAGUGCCGCGCAGCCAAUCCUCCCCAUCCUAUGCGUUUCCCUCUAUUUAACCACCGUCGCGCUCCUUUCCAAAAGCAGGAUUUCCUCCCGUGAUACUACAGUAUUCCCCUUCCGAGCGCAGGUUAUAGUAGCACGACUGUGGUGCUCGCGGCGUGGACGAGUAACACUAUGGACCGACACCAGAGUGGAAACAUUAUACCGCUCCUAACCUCCCGCGCGAUUAACUCCCUCUGGCACGACGUGCUUCUCUUUCCAGAGAUCGCGGACAGCCAAGUCAGCAACGAAGAUGGCGGCGGCGGCGGUGGCGGCGGCACGUGCACGUUCAUCUGCACGGCCGGCAGCGACGCCGGCCGCGACGCGAGCGGCAACGGCCGGCAGUCGCUCUUCUCCCUCGUCACGCGCCGCCGGAAGCUGCUUCUCGACGGCCGUGUCGUGCCGCUCGAAGUCCCUCCGCCAAAUGCGGCGAUGGCGGCGGCGGCGGCCGAGACAGCUUCUGGAGUAUCGGCUCCUCCCCCUCAAUCUCCACGAACCCCUCAGACCCCGUUGACUCCGUUGACUCAGUUGACUCCCACUGGGAGUGGCAGAACGCCGAGCUUCCUUUUCAAGCCCAACAGCGUCGCUGGCGGCUCGAGUGACCCGGGGCCGUGCCCCGCAUCGGCGUCGCCGCACUAUGCGCCGCUAGUCUCCUGGAACUCGGGGAUUCUGCCGCAGACGUGUCUCCUCGCUCCCUGCAGUGUUGACAACAGCCGCGCCGCUAGUACCGCUGUCUUCGCCGAUGGUGACGGGAGCCUUAUCGGGCCUACCACGGAGAGCACUAAGGAUAGUUCCACGUUUUCGGCAGCACCGCGUGGCGCGACGUCCGCCGAUCCUGGCGCUACUUCCAGCGGCGGCGACGGCGAGAGCGCCUCGUUCUUCGACUAUGCGCCGGUGGAGGUGAUCGAAAUCGGGUCGCGGGUGCGGGAGCCGGGCGACGCGUUCGCGGUGCUGCCGCUCCUUGCCUUCCCCGUGCGACCCCACCGUUCAACAACGACGACGGCGACGGGCGACGGCCGUGGCGGCGUCGCACUCUCUCUUGAGGCUCCCUCUCUCGGCGACGCCGACGUGUCGCACAAGCUGCUCGUCAUCGCCGCUGACGACCCGCUGAUCAUGAGCGAACUUGCACAAUUCCCCGGCAGCGGGGGGUGCGGCGCCGGCGGCAACAUUUUCCACUACGGCGGCUCGAACGCGCGUCCGGGAUCGCCGAGCGGCGGGUUGGCGAGGCGCAUAGCGGAGGUGAUUCAGUGGGUUCACGAGGCGGGAUUCACGGCCGUUCCCGGGCGAUACGAGAACGGCCUCUUCCGCAGCGCGUCGCAGGCAUGCUCAUCCGUGCGAUUCUCCCCUUCGUCCCCGCGGGAAGCCCAGGCCGUCAUCCUGCACGCGCACGUGGCGUGGAAGCUCCUCUACUCCACGCUGCGCCGCCCAGUCAAGCUCGACCACAGCCGCACCAUGGUGCGCCGCAUGGCCCCGCCACCCCUGCUGCCCGGGGACGCGGAGAACUCCGCCAAGCGUCAUGACGACUCGGAAGACGACGUCAGCACACCGUCACCUUGCGCUAGUACCGCUCGGAACGAUACUAUCUCCAGCACGCGCAGUUUACCUGGGAACGUCCAGGCGGCACCGGUGGGCCAGAACAAGCAGCAGCAGCAGCAGCAGCACCGGCGCAUGGGUGGGUCGUCAAGCAAGCGCAUGUACCGCCCCAGCUUCCUCGACCCGACAGCGCCGUCAUCAUCAUCACCAGCAGUAGCGGCAGCAACCGCAGCAGCAGCUGCAGCAGCAACAGCAGCAGUAGUAGCAGUAGCGGCAGCAGCAGCAGCAGUAAAAGCGUCCCCCCACGAGCAGUGGGCAGGCCGCAUCAAGGAAUCGCUCGCCGAGCACCAGUGGCACCGCACUGCAGGCAACGGCUCCCAGCGCUCCCAGCAUUCCAAGCACUCUAUGUCUUCCCAUCGUCCUGGGUCCUCCAGUGGCGCAACAGCUUUUGGUACCGCCCUCAACUCUGGCGACGGUGGUGGUGGCGGCGUCGGCGGACGGCGGCCCCAUUCGGCUGGGGCUCUCAGCAGCGUGACGCACCUGCUGGCGAAGCCUGCCGUGUCGCCCGCCUCCGUCAUCUUCACACCUGCGUUCAAGCCGCCGCCGCUGGGGCUGGAGGGGCUUUGUGAGGCGGUGCACGAGGAGCAGCAGCAUCUGUCCCUGGCGGCGCUGCAACAGCAGAAACUCCUGCAGCGGCAGCUGCAACAGCAAUACGCAGAGCGGCAGCAGCGGGCGGGUGGAAGGGGGGGAGAUGCGAGACGAGGUGGAGUGCAACGGCUGCUAAUACUGGAGAGCGACGACGAGAUGGACGAAGAUGAUGAAUUCAGCCUUGACGUCAGGACUCCGACUCUGGUGAGAGGAGGGCUAGGAGGAAGAGGAGGGGGAGGUGGAGGGGGAGAUGGUGGUGAUGGCGCCCCUGCAGGCACGAGGGAGUUGGGGAAGAAGGGGUCUGGAUCUGGAUAUGGGAGAUCUGCAGCCAACGAGCCGUCUCCCCGGUCGACCAUUGCGCCAUACUUCAAGUCCAUAUCCAUUCCCUCUAUAGGCAGUCCUGAGUCAAGCGAUAUUGAGUACAGCGAGGGAGGGAGGCAGUUCAAGGGGGGCGAUUUCGGUGACCGUUCCUCGGACCAGGGGAGCGUGAACAGUGCCAGCAACAGUGAUGAGGACGGCGAUAACGAGGAGGAUAAUAUCGAGGAUGAAGAUGAUGACGAUGAUAAUGAUAAUGUUGACGAGAAUGGUGAUGGCGUCAGCACAACAGUCACCUUUUCUGGCGGUCACUGGCGGAUGGCAGCGGCUACGACGCGGUUAGUACGGUCGACGUCACUGAGGAGCUGCCCCGGAGACAGAGCAAAGAGGAGCGAAUCUUGGGGCAUUCAUUGGAAGCUUGGUCUUGGCAUAAGGGUCAGCAGCAACGACGACCUGAAAGGAGCAGGAGCAGGGGCAGGCGCAGGAACAGGGGCACCGGCGGCUGUAGGCUCUAAACCCGCCAUGUUGAAGUGGCUGCGUGAAGGGCCCAAGCCCGAUGCAGCGGCAGCGUCGGAGCAAGAGGAGGGAGGGGGGCUGGGGCUGCUUUUAGGACGAGCCCACUCAACAGGUAAAGAGGCAGCAGCGGAGCUCGUUGCUGCUGCGAUUCGGGUGCUGCGCAAAGCAGGGAGUGAGGGGAGUGGAGGAGGAAGGGGGACGGCGGGACGGCCUCCGCCCAGUCCUACGACGCCGUCUGGCAGCAAGGAGGGGUGGGAUGCUGGUUCUGCAGCUGGUUCCGGUGCUGGUUCGGCUACCACUUCGCCUGCUUCUGCUGCCGGCGAUGGGUCCAGAGCAUCGGGGAAUGGCAGCGACGGUGGAAAGCGCUCGUUCUCUGGACCGUUGGGGAUUAGCCUCGGGGGGGCGAGCUCAAGGGGUAUCUUGAAGGGCUUGAAGAACGACAGGGGCAACGGGAAGGAGGUGGUUGUGCGGAAGUCCAAGAAAGGGGAAGGGGGGAAGGGGGAUGUGCAGGAGCAAGAAUCGGACGUCGAUUACUCACCAGAUUCUCUGGCCAGUCGACAGUUGACGUUUCCUGAGGGAAUGAGCUCCGCUUCUGAAAACCCGGGAGCCGGGAAAGGCGGUUUAGGAGGUGGGUUAGGAGGAGAGAACCGGUUGAGGCGCAUGGCUGCUCUACCUCUGCUUCCUGGUGCCAGGCCUUUAGCCCACGACGAGGCGACGAUGCGGCGGCUCACUGGCUGGAAGGGGUCGAAGAGCGCCAACUGCUCGUUGAAAGCUGGGCGCAAGGAGGGCGAUGGGGAGAGCAGCAGGGCGACAGGACUGACGAGAACGCAGGUGGGAUUUUCGCCUGCUGAAUUGGGCUCAGCGACUCCGAUCGUGUUGCCGUGGGAGGUGAUGGAUAGUACAAAAGGAGGAGCCUUGAGCAAAGGAUCCCUGACUAGCGAUCGCCAUUUGAUGAAAAGUCCAAGCUAUGGCGGCGAUAAUGCCGGUGCUGGGGAGAGCCAGCAGGUUGGUCAGGCAGGGCGUGUGGAGAGAUACCGAGACGAAGACGUGGGUGGUUUUAUUGGGGAAUGCCGAAACAAGCAGUCGUAGUGACAGCACACCACGUUUAGUCCUGUUGGAAAUAUCUCAAAGGACUUAAGCGUUUCUGAAGUGUAACACUACACUCGAGGAAGCUCGCAACGAGUACGCGAGUCAACGGAGUUAACACGAGGGGACGGACAAAGAACGCGAAGGGAUUCGAAGGGUUGGAACUGGAGGUUGCGACUGACCGUUACAACAGCGCGGAUGGUAACCGAAGCGACAAUCGAGUCGCUGUGCGACUUGAUAACCGCUCCUGCAACUGUAUUCUACAACUGCUUUUUUUUUAAUAUAUAUAUUGCUGUAUGCUUGUUUCUUUAAUCAA